AUGCGUCGCAGCCAAGCCCCUAGCCAGAUCGGCUCCAGCAACGCCGUUUUCAAAAGCCCGCUGCUAGAAUCGAAACGAAAUAAACGGCGGGAGUGUACGAAGAUACCAUUAACACAGAAAUCAGUGUCUCAAGCGGCGGCGGCUUCUGACCACGAGAAUAUAAUUAAGGCGAUACUCAGUAAGCCUUUUCAAGUUCCCAUACCUAACUAUGUGUCAUCGUUUUGUGGGAAAAGUUUGGGUCUGAAGAGGACUCAGGUUAGGCGAGCCUUACACGACCCUGACGAGCUUAAUGCAUUGGUAUUGUACCGGCCACCACACAUACCCGAACAUGAGAAGAUGAAGAUGAACCCUAACGACAUAAGAGUUGCUGUGGUGGUAGACCCAGUGCUAGGGAACGUCUUACGACCUCACCAGAGAGAAGGUGUGAAGUUUAUGUACGAUUGUGUUACUGGACACCAGAUAGAGAACGCUUAUGGAUGUAUUAUGGCUGAUGAGAUGGGUUUGGGUAAAACCUUGCAGUGUAUCACUUUAUUGUGGACAUUACUGAGGCAAGGACCUGAAUGCAAACCCACAAUCUGUAAGGCAAUCAUUGUUUGCCCAAGUAGUUUGGUCAAGAACUGGUACAAUGAAAUCCACAAGUGGUUGGGACAGAGAAUCAAUGCUCUAGCCAUGGAUGGAGGCUCUAAAUCUGAAAUUACAUUCAAACUCCAACAAUAUAUGAACACAUACUCUGCAACACGAGUAGCUACCCCAGUUCUCAUCAUUUCAUAUGAAACAUUUAGAAUUUACUCUAGUAUUCUCCACUCAUCUGAAGUUGGAUUAGUCCUCUGUGAUGAAGGCCACAGACUGAAAAACUCUGAGAACCAAACAUAUCAGGCAUUGAUGGGUUUAAAAGCGAAGAAAAGAAUUUUGAUAUCGGGCACUCCAAUACAGAAUGAUUUGACAGAAUACUUCAGUUUAGUACAUUUUGUUAAUGAAGGUAUUUUAGGCACAGCACAUGAGUUCAAGAAGAGAUAUGAAAAUCCAAUAUUGAAGGGUCAAGAUGCCUUAGCAAGUGAAUCGGAAAGAGAGAGGGCACAAGAGUGUCUUGCAACAUUAACAUCCAUAGUCAACAAGUGUAUGAUCCGCAGGACAAGCAGUUUACUUACAAAAUACUUACCGGUAAAGUUUGAACAAGUCAUAUGCUGCAAAAUGACUCCACUUCAGACACAGUUGUAUAAAAACUUCAUCAAUUCCGAUGCUAUCCGCAACAAGUUCAGUGGCCAUGCUGAAAAGAAUACUCUCAGUGCUCUAUCUAGUAUAACUACCCUGAAAAAAUUGUGCAAUCACCCAGAUUUAGUGUAUGAUAAAAUUGUAGAGGGAGCUGAAGGCUUUGAAAAAGCUAUGAGCCUAUUACCAAGUUAUUAUGAUUCUAAAGAUGUCAGGCCAGAAUUAUCAGGAAAACUAAUGAUUUUAGACUGUAUUCUUGCUAACCUAAAGAUGAAUACAGAUGAUAAAAUCGUCCUUGUUUCUAAUUACACACAAACAUUAGAUUUAUUUGAGAAACUAUGUAGAAAGAGAGGUUACAUGUAUGUUAGGCUUGAUGGAUCAAUGACAAUAAAGAAGAGAGCAAAAGUUGUCGAGAGCUUCAACAAUAAAGAAAAUAAGGAGUGGAUAUUUAUGCUGAGUUCCAAAGCUGGUGGAUGUGGUCUCAACCUUAUUGGUGCUAACAGACUUAUCAUGUUUGACCCUGACUGGAACCCUGCUAAUGAUGAACAGGCCAUGGCCAGAGUGUGGAGAGACGGGCAGAAGAAACCAUGCUACAUAUACAGGUUACUAGCCACAGGGACCAUUGAAGAAAAGAUAUUCCAGAGGCAAGCACAUAAGAAAGCAUUAAGUGACACUGUAGUUGAUCAAAAUGAAGAAUCUCUAAGGCAUUUCACUUCUGACGACUUAAAGGAUCUGUUUAGAUUAGAGGAGAACACUUUAUCUGACACCCACAGCAAGUUCAAAUGCAAGAGAUGCAUAAACAACAUACAAGUAAGACUUCCACCAGAAAAUUCGGACUGUACUUCUGAUCUGUCGAACUGGUACCAUUGUGCAGACAAGAAGAACUUGGCAGAUCUAGUUUUAAAACAGUGCUGGGAUGUGGCAAAGACAAUAUCAUUCGUUUUCCACCACAGAUCUGCACAGACAGAAGCUCCUCAAGUCAAAGAAGAAGAAAAAGAAAAUAUUCCACAACCAAAAAAACGGAAAAUUGAAAUUGAUGAAGAUUACUCAGAACCUGAUGACAGUGCUGAUGAAGAUUAUGAAUAA
Messenger RNA from Spodoptera littoralis (African cotton leafworm), 2295 nucleotides. The record is from the annotation of a GenBank genome assembly. NCBI's taxonomy places the organism in Eukaryota, Metazoa, Arthropoda, Insecta, Lepidoptera, Noctuidae.